Molecule: messenger RNA, 717 nt
Organism: Funneliformis mosseae
Lineage: Eukaryota; Fungi; Glomeromycota; Glomeromycetes; Glomerales; Glomeraceae
Source: the annotation of a GenBank genome assembly
AUGUUAGCUUUUAUUCAAGAAAAUCCACAAAUGAAAAAAACGAGGCGCCCUAAUGGUUAUAUUAAAUUUCGUGCAGAAACUUGGAAAGAGCAUAAAAGAGCUUAUCCAAAUGCAAAGUCGCAUGAAUAUUCUGGCAUCGCUGCAACCCGAUGGAAAGAAUUAUCCAAUGCUGAGAAAAACAAAUAUAUCAUGAUAUCCGAAGUGGAAAAGAGAAAAAGAAUCGUAAAGGACGAAAAUGUUUCGAAAAUUGAUGAUUUCGAAAAAGACCAAAUCACUUUCCAAGCACAGAAAUUAGACGGUAUCAAUGCUGAUAAUACCCAUAGUAAUCAGCAGCAACAUAUGAUGUUGCCGGUUGUCCCCAUUACCGAAAAUUCAUACAGUCAAAUUGGAAUUUAUAAUGCCAACGAAUCAUAUUAUCCAUCAAUUGGUUAUCAUAUGAGUGAUUAUGACAAUUAUCAAUAUUCUUCAAAUAUACCCGUCGUUACAACAACUGCCACGGAUCACGACUUUUUAUCGUAUCCAGAAUCGCAAAAUUUUAAUAAUAUUUCUACGAAUGUUUUCAAUCCUAAUGAAGGAAAUAUUUUGAUGAAUACAGUUGCGGACUGUAACAACCUAGUUUAUGGUGACCAAACCAUGUCUCCUGAAUCUUAUGAGAAUUACCUAUUUCUUACGGGUAAUUCGGGAACAUUCGAGAAUUUCAUCCCGUAUCCAUAUUAA